Gryllus bimaculatus (two-spotted cricket) is the source of this 945-nucleotide messenger RNA. NCBI's taxonomy places the organism in Eukaryota, Metazoa, Arthropoda, Insecta, Orthoptera, Gryllidae. The record is from the annotation of a GenBank genome assembly.
AUGACGGAACCUUUGGUGACAACGACGGCAUAUGACACGACAGAAUCCGAUUCUUCAGAAGAUUCCGUGAAGAAACCUCCCUCGAAGGGUGCCGGCAAGAAGGGCGUGAGGCAGCUCAUUCCGACCUCGAGCUCCAAACAGAAGGCUGGCGGCGAGAGCACCCCCCGGCCGUCGGGCCCGGCUGCGCGAGUCAGCGACUCGCAUCACUCUCGGCUGUCCCGCAUCGGCAAGCACACCUUCAUCACCAAGGCCGUGGUGGAGGCGGUUCCCACGCGGACCUUCGUGCGCCCGAAGAAGGAUCCCAACAAGAACGCAGCGGUGAUGCGGGAGCCGCCCCCCAGCGGGUCGGAGGGGUCGGAGAGCGGCGGGAGCCUGGGCCGCCGGAGGACCAUCGCCUCGUCGACGCUGCCGGCGUCCCAGCGCCCGAGCGGAGCGGCGACGCCCAGGGGCGCGUUCCCUGCGGUCGGGGGCGGCAGUGGCUCGCGCGCCGCGACCACCUCGGGGACCAGCUCUGCGAUCCGCCCAGCUCCAAGCUCGGGGACCAGCUCUGCGAUCCGCCCAGCUCCAAGCUUUGGGUCCAGCUCGGCGAUCCGUCCAGCGCAGAGCUCGGGGACCACAUCGACGACCCGCCCAGCGGCCGGCUCGGGGACCACCUCUGUGAUCCGCACAGCGGCCAGCUCGGCGGCCAACGUAGCGACGAGCAUCGCGGCCCACGUGACGUUCAACGCGGCUGCUCGCGGCCGAGCGGUCGAGGCCAAGGGCAAGGGCGCCGUCCCGCGACAGCCCCGCCACACCGCGGAGUCGCGGCUCUAGACUAGACUAAGCGCUGUGAACGGCGCUCGAUUUUAUAACUAGUGUGAACUUGGUUCCUACUUGAUAUUUUAAGAUUGUAAAGACGGAUUUUACUGUAAGUUUUAAUUGUAUUUUCAAAAUCGACGUGUAAAU